This is a messenger RNA of Scatophagus argus, 1761 nucleotides long. RefSeq names its product butyrophilin-like protein 2. The record is from RefSeq and is a predicted model, not a curated record. Bases 310 to 1554 code for a protein of 414 amino acids. NCBI's taxonomy places the organism in Eukaryota, Metazoa, Chordata, Actinopteri, Scatophagidae. The transcript is spliced from 6 exons.
AGUCUAACUUCAUUUGGUAAACACUAACCCUGAGUUUUUGUGGGUUUUACCACGCCAGGGUCUGGCUGAACUCUGCAGGCUGCAGCUGCUUCAUUCAGUUCAACGUCCCUUACAAAGAUGCGCGUAUCUUCGGUUGGAAAUACUUAACAUCCGCUCGGGCAACAGUUUCACCAUGCGGUUUGUGCAGCGCCGAUAAAACAAGUGAAAUAUCAGCAUGUUUUAAACCCAGGAGUGUUGAGGCUGACUUCAUCGUCUGGUGGCAGUUUGGAGAAAAAUGUUUUGCUUCGGCAACGUAGAGAGCUUCGACUCAUGUGCCCGACUCAGCAAGUCAGGGCAACAGAGGGUGAGAACGCAACUCUUCCGUGUCAUCCGGAUCAACGGAUCGACUUGUCUAACCACACAGUGGAGUGGACCAAACUCAACCCCGAGGAGACCGUCCACGUCUAUCGACGCAGAAAGGACGAUCCUGGCCCACAGAGUCCACAAUACAAAGACAGGACGACUCUGAACCGUGAGGACCUGAAGACAGGAAACCUGGCGCUGCACAUCUCCUCAGUGAAUCAGUCUGACAGCGGGACGUACAGAUGUGUCAUCCCAGAGGAGGCAGAGCCCUGUACUGUUGUCCUUCUCAUCGAAACCCAAGACCAACCGGGCGAGAUAGAGACAACAACGCGUCUUCUGGAAGAAGGAGAGCUUCGACUCAUGUGCCCGACUCAGCAAGUCAGGGCAACAGAGGGUGAGAACGCAACUCUUCCGUGUCAUCCGGAUCAACGGAUCGACUUGUCUAACCACACAGUGGAGUGGACCAAACUCAACCCCGAGGAGACCGUCCACGUCUAUCGACGCAGAAAGGACGAUCCUGGCCCACAGAGUCCACAAUACAAAGACAGGACGACUCUGAACCGUGAGGACCUGAAGACAGGAAACCUGGCGCUGCACAUCUCCUCAGUGAAUCAGUCUGACAGCGGGACGUACAGAUGUGUCAUCCCAGAGGAGGCAGAGCCCUGUACUGUUGUCCUUCUCAUCGAAACCCAAGACCAACCGGGCGAGACAGAGACAACAACGCGUCUUCUGGAAGAAGGAAAACCUCGACUCAUGUGCCCGACAGAGCGAGUCAGGGCAACAGAGGGUGAAAGUGUGACUCUCUUGUGUCAUCCGGAUCAACGGAUCGAUUUGUCUGAAGACACAGUGGACUGGACCGUCCACGUCUAUCAGUGCGGACAGGACGAUCUUGAUCCACAGAGUCCACAAUACAGAAACAGGACGACUCUGAACCAUGAGGACCUGAAGACAGGAAACCUGACGCUGCACAUCUCCUCAGUGAAUCAGUCUGACAACGGGACGUACAGAUGUGUCAUCCCAGAGGAGGCAAAGUGCUGUAUUGUUGUCCUUCCUGUCGGUGAGUAUCUUGAAGACUGUACAGACCAAUUUAGGACCUUUUUAAUUCCAGAUUUUGGUGAUGAACUGCAGAUAAUGAAAGACCUUUCUCCCUUUGCUUGUGUGAGUCAUGGGGAAUCAGUGGGAAUUGUAUAUCAUUUGAAACUACAAACAUGAUGACAGGAGGCAAUCCCAGCUCAACUGGACCUCCAGAAGGGACCAAGCCAAGCAGGAAGCACCUUGAUUUGGUUCUCUAGAAAAGUCUUGGAUGUCUUUGAGUACACGAUAAUCUGACUGGGGGUGUUUUUAAAUUAUGAGAACUAAUUAUCAGAACGAAGAACUGUGUUGUGAAAACCACUCAGCUCGGCUCCCUGAUGUUCCUUC